AUGUCCCUUUGGGCCGAUAAAUAUAGACCAAGAACUCUCAGUGAGUUGGAUUUUCAUCCAAAAAUCUCGAGACAGUUGCAAGUUAUGGCAAGUUCGGGAGAGUUUCCUCAUCUCUUGGUGUAUGGGCCACCUGGUGCUGGGAAAAAAACACGAGUUCUUGCAACACUGAGAGAAAUUUAUGGAGCUGGCACCGAAAGACUGAGGGUCGAUGUGAAAGCUUUCAAUUUGCCUUCGGGCAGAAAGCUCGAAUUCAAUGUCAUAUCCUCCUCCUUCCAUUUAGAAAUUACCCCCAGUGAUAUGGGUAACAAUGAUCGAAUUGUUAUACAAGAUUUGCUCAAGGAGAUUGGCCAGAUUGAAAGUCUCGAUUUUUCCAGGUUUGAAAAUGCUGUAAUGUCACCAAACACAAAGGAGCAAAAUUCGGGCAAGAAGAAAUUCAAGGUUGUCAUUAUCAAUGAAGCAGAGCUACUCACCAGAGAUGCACAAGCAGCAUUGAGAAGAACCAUGGAGAAAUAUUCGGCCAACAUCAGGCUGAUACUAAUCUGUAACUCGACCUCCAAUAUCAUCGAUCCAAUAAAGUCACGUACAUUGCCUAUCAGAAUUGCGUCUCCGACCACCUCUGCAUGCGCUGGAGUUUUAGGAAUGAUUUUAAGGAAGGAGCACCAUGCGAAAAAAGCCUUUCCUGAUGACGACGAGCAAAGAAACAUAAUAUUCAAGAGAAUAUCUGAUGCUUCUGAAAGAAAUCUUAGAAUGUCAAUAAUGAUGAUGGAAGCUAUGUACAUGAAUCACGAUACCGUCAGCAUAACGACCCCCAUCAUAAAACCUGACUGGGCUGAUGUUCUUCAUGAGUUAGUCACUGGCAUUUGCAAAGAUCGAUCCGUAUCAAGAUUACAACAAGCAAGAUCUAUUUUAUAUGAGUUGCUGGCUCAUGCCAUUCCGGCAAAGCUGCUCUUGAAAAAGCUGACAAUGACCAUAUGGGAUUUUACUGGGACCCUUGACAUCAAAAAUAAAUCAGAAGUGAGGAAAGCCGUCAUUUCAGCCAGUUCGAUAUACGAUGAAAGGCUUUCUCUAGGUUCCAAAGACAUAUUUCACUUGGAAGGUUUCAUCACAAAAGUCAUGGUGAUUUUGGAGAAAAGUGUGAUCAAUUGA
This is a messenger RNA of Ogataea parapolymorpha DL-1, 1146 nucleotides long. Its product is annotated as Replication factor C subunit 5. Gene Ontology annotation, molecular function: DNA binding; DNA clamp loader activity; ATP hydrolysis activity. The record is from RefSeq and is a predicted model, not a curated record. Lineage: Eukaryota; Fungi; Ascomycota; Pichiomycetes; Pichiales; Pichiaceae. Bases 1 to 1146 code for a protein of 381 amino acids. The transcript has a single exon. Gene Ontology annotation, cellular component: DNA replication factor C complex; Elg1 RFC-like complex; nucleus. Gene Ontology annotation, biological process: DNA-templated DNA replication; DNA repair.